This is a messenger RNA of Plasmodium malariae, 1650 nucleotides long. RefSeq names its product PIR protein. The coding region runs from base 1 to 1650 and encodes 549 amino acids. Lineage: Eukaryota; Apicomplexa; Aconoidasida; Haemosporida; Plasmodiidae. The transcript is spliced from 3 exons. The record is from RefSeq and is a predicted model, not a curated record.
AUGAAGGUAUUUGCUAUAUAUUUUUCACAAUACGAUAAAACAUACAGUAUUAAUAAAAAUAUAUUUGACAUUAAAAAUGACAUUUUAAAACAGUUACCUUCGUAUGCGUUAUAUAAUAAAUUUAAUUCUGAGAUUAAGGAGGUAAAAUAUAACAACGCUUGUAAAAUACUUGAUUCAGUAACAAGUGAAUACAAGGAUAAUUGUAUUAAUCUUUGUAAAAAAGUUGCAAGAAAUUUAGAGAAUUUACCUAAAAAGGAUAAGUCAUGGAGUUAUGAAAACCGUUGUUCACAUUAUAAAUACUGGUUAUAUGAAGAAAUAAGAAAAUUUUUUAAAGAUGAUGCGAAACCAAAUGAUGUGGAAGUAGUUAUUAAAGAAUUUCUUAGAGUUCAACCCCUUCUUACCACAGAUUAUGAAAUAUUAAAUUGUGAUUAUAAAUUUUCACAAAAAAACUUACAGGAAUUGGAAACUAAAAUCGAGGAGAAAUAUAUGUUUGAUUACUUUACAAAUUAUGAACAUAUUAAAGCUAAAGAAACUUGUGUUAAUGUGGAAAUUGAAAAAUAUAAAAAAUAUCUUAAUUUUAUUCUUCAAUUAUACAAUAGAAAAAAAGGGGUAUGUUGUGUGGGAAAAAUAUCGAAAUGUCCAAACUACUUGUUAAAUUGUGAUAAUGAAUUUAAUCCAAGUAAACUCUUAUCUAAAUUAGGAUCCUCAUAUGACGGAAAUUGUAAUGGACUAAAAAGUUUUACAGAAAAUAAAACCUCUGAAAAAGAAUUAGAAUCAAGCGAUUUCGAACCAGAUUUUUUGGAGACAUUUCAUUUCACUAAUUGUAAUAUUAAUAAUAUUAGCCCCAAUUUACAAUGUGCUUUUAUACAAGCAUCUGGCAUGACGCGCAGAAAUCAGAGUUCAGUUGGAAGCAGUGAACAGGGAAAUGAUGAUAAAUUAUCUUUAGAAAAUAAAGAAUUUGAAUCCAGGAUAAAAUCGGAAGCGUUAGUUCAACAUGAAGAAAUUAGAAAGAGAGUAGGAUUUGAAGAUCAAGAUAAAAAAAAUUUAUUGCCACUUCGCAAAAAAGGCACAGAUGUUGAUCUUAGAUGGAAACUAGGAAAAGAUGGAACAUUACAUUGUCCUGCAGAAAAAUCAGGGGAAGAUACAUCAGGACUUUGUAAGUAUAUAGAACAAUUGGUUGGAAAAGGUAUUCUUGUAAAAAUAAAGAAUACUGGGGGUUAUCGGCUAGCGGAGGGAAAGUCAUGGCCUACAAGUGAACUUAAAAUAUAUGUUAAAAAAGAAAGCCAAAGACAAUCCAUGGAAAUGAACACACAAAAAUAUAUUAUAUCAGAGUUAGAAAAUGUUUUAAAGGCUAAUCAAGAAGGAAGCUCUGUUACUAAAAAAUAUAAUGGAAAAGCAUUUCUCGGAAAGGAAGAAGAAACUAAUAUUUUACAAAACACUUUUUUCCGUGUUGUCACUGUAACUGUUUUGUUUACUCCAUUUGGAACAUAUCUAGGUAAAACUAGAAAAAGGAAAAAAAGAUAUAGGACUAAUUUUUCUGAAUUAAGUACACAAAGACUACCAAGGAGAUUCAUAAAACGUACAUAUAGGAAUUCUGAAAGGAGGAGAUUUAGUGUAGUAAAUGUAGAACCACGAAAUUCAUUUCAUUAA